Messenger RNA from Brassica napus (rape), 495 nucleotides. RefSeq lists its product as uncharacterized. The record is from RefSeq and is a predicted model, not a curated record. The transcript has 2 exons. Lineage: Eukaryota; Viridiplantae; Streptophyta; Magnoliopsida; Brassicales; Brassicaceae. Bases 1 to 495 code for a protein of 164 amino acids.
AUGAAGAAGCCAUUGUUCCUGCUUAUUGUAGAUCGCCUUUCCAAUGAAGUUGAAUUUUUUCGUCAAAAGCAAGACGUUACCGGAAGACUUGGUCUCUCUGCACUUCAAAAGUGUACAGCAGCUAUUCGGGUGUUGGCAUAUGGUUCUGCGCUUGAUGCGGUCGACGAAUACCUCCGGCUCGGUACAACCACUACUCGGUUAUGUGUGGAAAAUUUUGUGGAAGCAAUAAUAGAUUUGUUCGGUGAUGAGUACCUACGAAAACCAACACCGGCUGAUCUUCAGCGUCUACUUCAUAUUGGAGAGCUUCGUGGGUUUCCUGGAAUGAAGAUGAAAGAGAUGAAUACCCUCGAUAUGAUGUUUCAAAUUUCCAACAAGGAGAAGGCAGCGGAAGUUCACAUGUCGAUCUCAACUAUUCCACAGAUAUGCCAACAAAUAUCGCCAAUCAGAUGGGUGUUCGAACAAGAAUUCGUGAUAGACAAGCACAUCAACAACUAA